AUGGCGGACCCUCUAUCCGUCACCGCCUCUGCCGUGAGCAUCACAUCUUUUGGUAUAUCAUUAUGCAAGACUGUCUUGGACUUCUACCAGUCUGUGAAAGGCUCGCGGCGGGAUGUCAGGGAAUUAUGCGAAAUGAUAGAGAGACUUCAAAGGACUCUCACCGAAGUUGAGAAAGUUAUCCAAGGAUCUAGUCACCGUGAUAUAGCUGCGACUGCAUUUGAGAACCUCGAAGCCUGCAAAGCGGGUCUGGACCGACUGGCACACAAGAUGGAAAAAUCGCGUAAGGUGAUGACGAACUCUGUCGCUCGCUUUCCAGCUGCGUUGCAGUACCCUUUCAGAGAGAGUACUAUCAUCAGACUGAGGGAGAUCGUUUCUCAUGAGCUUCUGAGCCACCUUAACCUCUCUAUCAAUAUCCUCAAAUUGGAUGUCUCAGAAGCCAAUCAUCAAAGCACACAGAUGGGUUUGUCCAGUAUCAAUGCAAACAUAGACUCCGUUCGGGAUGAGACCAGCCUUGCUCUGAGCGAGCUCAAAGACGGCGUCUCAAAUGCCGCUAUCUUUGCCAAAAGCCAUGACAUGGGUGAGAUCCGUCGGAUCUUGACAUGA
Bacidia gigantensis is the source of this 603-nucleotide messenger RNA. RefSeq lists its product as uncharacterized. The coding region runs from base 1 to 603 and encodes 200 amino acids. The transcript has 2 exons. NCBI's taxonomy places the organism in Eukaryota, Fungi, Ascomycota, Lecanoromycetes, Lecanorales, Ramalinaceae. The record is from RefSeq and is a predicted model, not a curated record.